AUGUCAUUUCAAAAUUUAUUGUCAUCAAUAUCAUUUGACAGAAGAAAUUUUGUGCAUAGAACUUAUAGUGAAUUACAUCAUAAUUCUGCAUCAAUUGCAAAUGAUAUUUAUGAUAAUACUUCAUCAAACACAUCU
Entrophospora candida is the source of this 135-nucleotide messenger RNA. Lineage: Eukaryota; Fungi; Glomeromycota; Glomeromycetes; Entrophosporales; Entrophosporaceae. The record is from the annotation of a GenBank genome assembly.